Messenger RNA from Bolinopsis microptera, 5365 nucleotides. Its product is annotated as low-density lipoprotein receptor-related protein 8-like. Gene Ontology annotation, cellular component: signaling receptor complex; apical plasma membrane; plasma membrane. The coding region runs from base 74 to 2866 and encodes 930 amino acids. Gene Ontology annotation, molecular function: hormone binding; calcium ion binding; protein binding. Gene Ontology annotation, biological process: receptor-mediated endocytosis. The transcript is spliced from 24 exons. The record is from RefSeq and is a predicted model, not a curated record. Lineage: Eukaryota; Metazoa; Ctenophora; Tentaculata; Lobata; Bolinopsidae.
GCAAUGCGACAACUGCUUUAACACAGUUCUAAGAUUGUUAACAUUUUUUAGAUCUUGGUAAACAUGUUACUGUAUGUGGCACUGCCAGAUGAAUGACCUAAUAGUUCAACUAGGAUUUCUGUCCAUUCUUAUUUCAUCGAGUUUUGCCUCAAAUUGUAGAGACGGUCUUUUAAGUUGCGGAGAGGAUUCUCAAGAGUGUUACCACCCGGCUUUUAUCUGCGACGGAUCUGUGGAUUGCGCAGACACGGGGAAAGAUGAACUAGACUGCGACACCCACACGUGUGCCGCUGACCAGUUCCAGUGUAACCUUGGUAACUGUAUUCCUGCCUCUAAGAAAUGUGACCACGUACCAGACUGCUAUGAUAACUCUGACGAGCAGGAUUGUGUGUGGGUGUGUGACGAGACGCGCGAGUUCAAGUGCGCACAUACGGGCAAAUGUAUCACGCUCGAGCAGCGCUGCGACGGAACCCUCAACUGCGGCGACUUUGACGAUUCAGAUGAGAUGGAGUGCGGAGGGGUUUGUGGAGACCGUCAGUUCCACUGCUCGCGCAGCACGACCGGCAGGCCGUGCAUCAGCGCGAAGUGGCGCUGCGACGGAGUUCAAGACUGUGCUAACGGAGAGGACGAGGCUAACUGCCGUCGACCUUGCGCAGAUGGUCUGCUGUGUGACGCAGAUACGCGCUGUAUACCCUCCGCGCAGAUCUGUGACCAACACCCCGACUGUAAUGAUGGGUCGGACGAGAACCCCAACACUUGCUUAUCGUAUUGUGACCCCCCAAUGUGGGCCUGUGGUGGUCAGGGGUAUGGUUACUGUAUAAGCUCUGACUUCAUCUGUGACGGACACACCGACUGUCUGGACCAGUCUGAUGAACUGAACUGUGGAGAGAACACACCCUGUAGAGGAGGGUUGAAGUGCGGUGACGGAGUUUGUGUUCCUCUCGAGUGGAAGUGUGACGGACACUCGGACUGUAGUGACGGCUCUGAUGAGCUCAACUGUGAUGUGUGCGAAAAGACCGAGUUCAAGUGUUCCAACAAGACCUGUAUAAACCAGGAGUUGGUUUGUAAUGACAUCACUGACUGUCCUUCCAAUAAUGACGAGGUUCAUUGCUUGAAGAGCGGAGAUACUUGUGAAGGAGGUUUCAAAUGUAACUCAACUAACAAGUGCAUUCCUAAUCGCCUAAUCUGUAACCAGGUUGAUGAUUGUGGGGACGCGAGUGAUGAGACCCCAGGGUGUCUUCCUUGGAACAGUUGCUCAGACAAUAACGGGGGAUGUGAUCACGUGUGCGAGCCUCAGCCGAACAGCACACACGUGUGCACGUGUCACCAUGGUUACCAUCUAGCUGAUAACAAUCUAUCUUGUUCUGAUAUUGACGAGUGUGGAGGGACGGAGCUAGCUUGUUCCCAGUUCUGUACCAACACUAACGGUUCUUAUCACUGCUCAUGUGACUCAGGGUAUGAGCUAGGGGAGAAUGGGCAGUCUUGCUCUGCAACAGAUACUGUAGAGCCGUACAUCGUGUUCAGUAAUAUCCUGGAAAUGAGGAAGACUGAUGUGCACGGAUCGCGGAUGGACACCCUCUUCAGAACUAACCACAGCAAUAUCAUAGACUUCGAUUACAGACAGGAAGUUUGGUACUGGGUUUCCACUGAUGAGCACAGAAUUGUCGGGGGAAUACAGUAUGAGACGGCGGUUAACAGACGAUUCUUUAAUAACACAGGAAUAGAGCGGAUAAUCAGCGACAAAUAUCUCACCAUACAUAACCUAGCAGUCGACUGGGUCACCAGAAUGUUGUACAUAGUUGGUAAGAACGAGUCCCAAGGUCUACUUUGUGUGAUCGAGCCUACAGAGGGAAGUGUGCUGACUCUUCUAUCUGAUAAUGUUAGGGAUCCUUACUCAAUCGUCCUGGACCCGAGGGACGGGUUGAUGUUCUGGACUGAUAUAGACACAAAAGAACCAGGUAAAAUAGAGCGAGCCCGCAUGGACGGUACAGGACGUGAAGUGCUGGCUGAUAAUGUGGGAUGGGCUAACGGGAUAACUGUGGACUACGCUAGAAGAGUUAUUAUCUGGAUAGACGCUGGGAUGGUAGACCAGACCUCGUUCCCAGGCCGUAUUGAGGAGAUGGACUAUCAGGGAAACAACAGGAGAGCAGUUAAAUUCCUGACACCUAACGGGGCCAGACCGUGGUCUAUCAGCAUGUUUGAGGAUAGUUAUUACUGGACUGACAGUCAUGAUAACCAGGAGGCUCUCUUCAAGUGUAACAGGUUUAAUACAAGUCAAACAGAGCAGAUAAGAAUGAGAUUACACGUACCAAUGGGAGUGAAAGUAGUUCACCCCCUCCGUCAGCCAGCAGCUGUGAACUAUUGUAGCAACAAAACCUGUUCUCAUUACUGUCUACUCACUUCUGGGGCUGCUACUUGUCUCUGUCCAGAGGGACUAGUGCUACAGAACGGUACCCAGUGUGUACCUCCCACCUACGAGGUUAUCUGUCCCUCGUGUCCUCCUGACGUACCUUGUGUUAGAGUCAGUUCUACUGGCUACGGCUGUGUCUCCAGCACACCUACUGUCAAAACAGAUAAUGGUCUCAACAACAAAACUACAGAUACCACUGAUAGUAACAAGGUAGGAACAAUCUCCUGGUGGAUCUGUGUUAUCAUCGCCUCCCUCGUUAUCAUAGUUAUCAUUAUUGGGAUAGUGGGCUGCAAGAAGGCAGUUAGUCUCAGUUGCAAACCGUGCAUCAACAGAUUGGGGCAGCGUGCAACUCAGAGGACGGGGCAGGAGUAUAUGCAGAUCAGUCUACAAGCCACUCAGACCCACACGACUGAAGUAUGGGACGCAGAGCAGAGAAGCAAGAAAGAGAGUGAGAUAUGAAGACACAGGACACAGAUUAUGCAGAGCAGAUUGAAUCAUGUGCCUCAGAGUUGCGCGGCUCAGAUCACGUGCUACAGAUAAUAGUUCACGUGACAGUUACAGUCCCCCAGCCCUGACCUUCAGUUUCUGACAAGUCCAGAUACGGAUGACCUUACAUGGUAGUGUUACCAUGGUAACAUUACCUUAUAUGGUAUUAUAAGAAUGUGAUAUGGAUGACAUGUUGUGAGAAUAGCUCGACCGCCUCCAGCAGACAUUUAUAAUAGUUCUAUUUGUUGUAGACGCUAGUUUACUACUCCCUAUGAAAAUAACCUAAGAAAAGACAGUUGAAUCGAGCGAUUAGAAGUUGGGCUGCAUCCAGUAGAAUAUUGGUGAGCAACAAAAAAGAAACAUUAUCUGUUUACAUCCUCUUCAAAUUGAGAAACUCUUCAACAUUUCAACAUUACGAAAUUACGGGUACUCCUCGACAUUUCAACAUUACGAAAUACUGAGUACUCCUCAACAUUUCAACAUUACGAAAUACUGAGUACUCCUCAACAUUUCAACAUUAUGAAAUACUGAGUACUCCUCAACAUUUCAACAUUAUGAAGUACUGGGUACUCCUCAACAUUUCAAUAUUACGCAAUACUGAGUACUCCUCAACAUUUCAACAUUAUGAAACUGACUCCUUUAUCAAAAACUCUGUUCUCACGAAACCGCCUUGUAAAUUGUACACACAAAAACUUGUCACCUCAGCUUUAUCCCAAACACACACGGGAUUAUACUGUCAGAUUUAUUGAUACAUUCAUAAUUUUAUUUGACAGUAGACGUUCAAUUUCGCGAGGGAACAAUUCCGGAAAUGAAGGGAAUAUGAAUUGGGAAGAGAAGGGAAUAUUUUGCAACUGAGAAUCAGCUGAUAUCUCGAUUGUGGAUCACGUGUCACGUGUUUAUUUAUGUUUUUAACUAAAAACGUUCGUUAACUUAUUAGGAGCUUUGUUUUGUUUAAAUAUCCCACUUUAAUUAAAUACUUGGGUAUUAGUAUUACUUAUAUAACAUGUUUUCUAAUUUAAUUUAUUUCUCAAACCACUUUGGCCUUUUAGUAGCAUAACUCAACUCCGCUUGAGACACAGCAUAAUUGAAUACCAGUUUUUACAUGAUACGCUAUUUUUUAUCUUAAUUUUAGUUUGUACAGGGCCGGCUCAAAGUACAAGCUAGUUACUGGGUAAUAUUUUAUCAGAUUACUUUUAACACUUGCUCCAUCAUGUUAUAAUAAUACUGGGUAGGAAUCUGAUACGGAAGUUAAAGGAUAUAUAACGCGCGUGUGGUUUAAUAACGAUAUGUAGAUACUAGAUAUUGUCUAGAUAUAAUGGACUAUAAUGGUGUUGGAAAACUCCCCCUUUACUGAUCUAAAAACAUAUUUACUGUUUAAUGAUUUUAUACUUGAUACGUGGGUACGAGUUGUUUACUGCUGCUCCUUUAUAAAGACAACUUGUGUGAUGAUGAGAGCACUGGAAUUGCUAUAUUCGUAGCAUAAAUACGCUUUCAUUUGAAGUUGAUUAACUUUUUUUGUAAAGUUGGUCGACUUUGAUUUAAAGUUAAAACUGUUGGAUGGUAUAAAUGGUUUGUAUUGUAUCCAAAACAUUUGGGAUCAGUUGCUUAUUUAUUUAAAAACCUCACGUUCUCAUUUUAUUAUUGAAACGAUUGAUCCCGGAUUUCGUUGGUUUUCCAGUUUCCACUAUGUGGAGAUGAUACCGAUACUAUAUUAUUAAUACUCAGAAUCCAGAUUGAAUAUGACAACGAAUUUUCAAAAUUUUUAAAAUGCUGUAUCGGUAUGAUCAUGAAGGCUAAUAUUGAUGAUUUUAGAAAUUAGAGUUUACAUUAUAUUUAAAAGAAACGCAAACUUCCUUAAAUCAGCUGAUUUAUUGGCACACUGGUUACCAUGGAAACAUGAAAACUGUGUACACUGCUUAUGAUGACUACUUUGGUUACCCUGACAACUGAUGUUAGGGUACACUCAGUGGUUACCUGUAACUGACUGCGCGGCUCAGUUUAUUUAAAGGGUAAAAUAAUACACUUCAUGAAAGUUUCACUCAUUAUGAUUUGAUCAAAUAGGCUUGAAAUAAAAGACACAUUUUUGUUGUCCGUUUCAUCCAAAUAAAGUGUUCAUUUACCUGAACUGAUAACUGUUGAGCCGUGCAAUCGAGCGAUGGACUUAGUGUGAGACUAAGUGGGAGUAACGAGUGUGAUAUUUUCAGGAUAUUUAGCCGUUAACUUUUAAAACUAAAAAAGAAACCUAAGAGUAAGACUUUGAGUGAAGAAAGUACAUGACUCGUAUUUCUACAUGAUGCUAUAUUAUAUACAUUUGAGAAUUUCAUAUAGAAUUUUCCUAACAUCUGAACCUUUAUCCGUUCAACUUUAAGCGAGUAUUACUAAUAAUUAAUUAAUUGCUUAAUUAAUUACUAUUAACAGCAACGCCGUAUUGAAUAUGCGCAGCGCUUUUAGUACAAUUUCCUCACCGCCAAG